This is a messenger RNA of Dama dama (fallow deer), 3143 nucleotides long. RefSeq names its product rabphilin 3A (gene RPH3A). Gene Ontology annotation, biological process: intracellular protein transport. The coding region runs from base 240 to 2354 and encodes 704 amino acids. Gene Ontology annotation, cellular component: membrane. Gene Ontology annotation, molecular function: small GTPase binding. The transcript has 22 exons. The record is from RefSeq and is a predicted model, not a curated record. Lineage: Eukaryota; Metazoa; Chordata; Mammalia; Artiodactyla; Cervidae.
GUUCGCUUCCCGCCCAUCCCCUCCGCCGCCGCAUUUUAGCGCUGUCCGCGGUGCUGAUCGCCAAUCUCCCGAUUGCCAUUUCCACCAGCUAGGAUCUCUGGCACCUCCACUGAGCUUUCAAACCAAGUCAUCCAGAGUUAGCAUCUUCCCACCCAUCAGAGAAGAGAGGAGUUGGCAAGAAUUUGGCUCGCCCAUUCCCCCUGCAAUCCUCUGGUGUCUUGGAGUUCUGGGCUUCGGCCAUGACUGACACCGUGUUCAGCAGCAGCUCAAACCGUUGGAUGUAUCCCAGUGACCGACCCCUGCAAUCAAAUGAUAAAGAACAGCUCCAGACAGGAUGGUCUGUCCACCCUAGUGGUCAGCCGGACAGACAGAGGAAACAGGAAGAGCUGACAGAUGAGGAGAAGGAAAUCAUCAACAGGGUGAUCGCUCGUGCUGAGAAGAUGGAAGAGAUGGAGCAGGAGCGAAUAGGGCGCCUGGUGGACCGCCUAGAGAACAUGAGGAAGAAUGUGGCCGGGGAUGGGGUGAACCGCUGCAUCCUGUGUGGAGAACAGCUGGGGAUGCUGGGCUCCGCCUGUGUGGUGUGUGAGGACUGUAAGAAGAAUGUCUGCACCAAGUGUGGGGUGGAGACCUCCAACAACCGCCCGCACCCUGUGUGGCUCUGCAAAAUCUGCAUCGAGCAGAGAGAGGUGUGGAAGCGCUCGGGAGCAUGGUUCUUCAAGGGCUUCCCCAAACAGGUCCUCCCACAGCCUAUGCCCAUAAAGAAGACCAAGCCCCAGCAGCCAGUCAGUGAGCUUGUGCCCACUGCCCCUGAGCAGCCCACUCCUGAGCCCAAGCACCCUGCCCGGGCUCCUACUCGAGGUGACGCUGAAGACAGGAGGGGCCCAGGUCAGAAGACAGGCCCUGACGUGACCUCUGCUCCUGGGCGAGGAAGCUACGGGCCUCCUGUGCGCAGGGCCUCUGAGGCACGAAUGAGCUCUUCUGGCCGGGACUCAGACAGCUGGGACCAGAGCCAUGGCACAGCUGCUGGGGACCCCAGCCAGAGCCCAGCAGGUGUGAGACGGGCCAACUCAGUGCAGGCUUCUAGACCUGCCCCAGCCUCAAUGCAGAGCCCGACACCUCCCCAGCCUGGGCAACCAGGGCCCCCAGGAGGCAGCAGACCCAGUCCGGGGCCGAUGGGACGCUUUCCAGAUCAGAGACCAGAGGUGGCUCCCAGUGACCCUGACUAUCCAGGGGCUGCCGCCCCACCCCGGGAGGAGAGAACCGGGGGAGUCGGAGGCUACUCGGCAGCUGGAACCAGGGAGGACCGAGCGGGCCACCCCCCGGGCCCCUAUUCCCAGGCCUCUGUGGCUGCUCCCCAGCCAGUGGUGGCCCCGGCCCGUCAGCCCCCACCCCCUGAGGAGGACGAGGAGGAAGCCAACAGCUAUGAUUCAGAUGAAGCAACCACCCUGGGUGCCCUGGAGUUCAGCCUUCUCUAUGACCAGGACAACAGCUCCCUGCACUGCACCAUCAUAAAGGCCAAGGGACUGAAGCCCAUGGAUUCGAACGGCUUGGCCGAUCCCUACGUUAAGCUGCACCUCCUGCCAGGAGCCAGCAAGUCCAACAAGCUUCGUACAAAAACCCUGCGGAACACCAGAAACCCCAUCUGGAAUGAAACUCUGGUCUACCAUGGCAUCACAGACGAGGACAUGCAGAGGAAGACCCUCAGAAUCUCUGUCUGUGAUGAGGACAAAUUCGGCCAUAAUGAGUUUAUUGGUGAGACCAGAUUCUCCCUCAAGAAACUGAAGCCCAAUCAGAGGAAGAACUUCAACAUCUGUCUGGAGCGGGUGAUCCCGAUGAAGCGUGCUGGAACCACCGGGUCAGCCCGAGGCAUGGCCCUCUAUGAGGAGGAGCAGGUGGAGCGUAUUGGUGACAUAGAGGAACGUGGCAAGAUCCUGGUGUCCCUCAUGUACAGCACACAGCAGGGAGGCCUCAUCGUGGGCAUCAUACGCUGCGUGCACCUGGCGGCCAUGGAUGCCAAUGGCUACUCAGAUCCAUUUGUCAAGCUCUGGCUGAAACCAGACAUGGGAAAGAAAGCCAAACACAAGACUCAAAUUAAGAAGAAAACCUUGAAUCCUGAAUUUAAUGAGGAAUUUUUCUAUGACAUCAAACACAGUGACCUGGCAAAGAAGUCACUGGACAUCUCAGUCUGGGACUAUGACAUCGGCAAGUCCAAUGAUUACAUUGGAGGCUGCCAGCUGGGGAUCUCGGCCAAGGGAGAGCGCUUAAAACACUGGUACGAGUGUCUGAAAAACAAGGACAAGAAGAUCGAACGCUGGCACCAGCUACAGAAUGAGAACCACGUGUCGAGUGAUUAGGAUGGCGCCCAGGUCCCCAACUCCAUGCCCGAACCUUGUGCCCCUCACCCCCACCCCCAGCCUGCCCCAGCUGCCCAUUGCAUUCUGAUCUCUCUUCUCAACACCUUCCCCACCCAUCCCUCCUGGAACCUGCCUUUGAGGUCUCUCCUGCACCGCGGACAUUGCCACCAAUAACCUCCGCUCUCUGCGAGGCUGCAAUGCGGGCUCUGAAUCCAGCCCGUCUCUGAUCCCUCCAGGAUGGAGCCGUAGGGAUGGGGAGAAUUUCACAAGGAGGUUGUUCAUUUAACAACCUCUUAGCCCGGGUGAAUUACAGAGGCUCUUCAUCAUUUAGGACUGUUUUUAGACCCUCCUGGCCUUGGACACACCUAACAUCCAUCCACCUAUACCCUCAGCUGUCCGCAGAGCCAGACAAGGUCAUGAGGAUGAGCCCUGGGACAGAAAUGGAGCAUCCCAGCUCCCUCACCCCCCACCUCUUCACAUCAUACACUCAAUUGCCACAAAACAGACCCGUGUGUUUAAACUCUCCAGUGACUAGGAACACACUUCCCAUCUCUAGAUGCAUCAAGAAAUGACCAUGCAGAAUACCCCAAGGGACUGGGUAGCCCCCCUCUUUCAGAGUGUUACCUAUUUGCUUCCUAGCAGAAACUAGCCCCAUUCUGUACCACCCCUCUCCCACUUCUCCUUCCUUUCGCCCGAUGCCACCUUCACCUCUUUCUUCCUCACCCCCUUAUCUCUUCUCUCCGCCCCCAUCUCUUGCCCCUCCUUUCCUCCUCUCUGUGGGGAUAGAAU